GAACCUCAGCUGCGUCGGCCGGAGGUACUCGGCGCAAUGUACCACCAACGUCACUCGUGAGGCUCGCGACACGGGCGAGAGCUAUGGCCAUCCGGUCCAUCAGCGGCGGUCCCACCGUCCCAAGCGGUUUCUCCUAGGAAAGGCCCUCUCACUACGACCACAACCGUCAAUUUUCAAAGUCACCCUGGUCCGACAUGUCACCACGGUCACGGUAUUCUCUUUCGCGACUCUCCGCCCGCGAGACGACUGGGCCAGAACCACCACGUCUUUCUUCACCCGGUUUUCACCCGCCAUUAUCCCACAGUCCAGCCCACACACGUACGUUGCUGCCCGCACUUUUCUUGGUUCGCCCACGGGCCCCCGACUUGUCCGUUUGAUGCAUGUUGCUGUGGACUGUGGGAGUGUGUGGGAGUGUGGGUUAGCCAGUACCAGCAAUGUGGGUAUCGUUUUCUUCCUUUCCUUUCGGUUUUUCGAUUUUUCGUUGUUUAGCAAGCAAACCAAGAUGCCCACGCCCACCCCGACUGCCCUGCUUGGUCAGAGACGUGAUCAUGAGGCAUGAAAAGCACCUUUCCAUCAGUCAAAGUGUGGAAACGUAUGCGGAGGCAUACGGGGAUAUACGGGGAGUGAAAUGGGUUCCCAAUGGGUGAGAACGGGGUGAGCAUCUGCUCAUUCCUUCCUUGCUUGCUUCCUUCCCUUCUUCGCGCCUUCCGUUGUUCUUUCCGCCAUGCCAUGCCAUGCCGUGCAAGGAUAGGUACCUCUCCUUCCGUGCUUCCUUCCAUACCUUGGCCAAGUACCGGAAUAAGGUAACCACUUAUGGUACAUACCUUACCUUAGUAAGUACUAGGUAAAGUAAGUAACUUGGGUAGGAAGCAAAGUGAGGAAGGUACGAAGCGGAAAGUAGGUACGUCCCAACCCGGAGCCGUGGUCGCGAGACCCAGUCCCCGGGCACUCCCCAGUCCCGCCGUACCUUCCCAGUCAACCCAGACUACCUACACUACUCCGUACCUUAUGGAACUGUGGGAAGGACCUGCUCGUCUCCUGACCUCUUUCCCCUAAUACAAAAAGAAUCCUUUCCUUCCCCCAUCGUCUACUCUUGGCCCCCUUUCCUCCUUCCCAUCCCACACUUCUCCAGACUAAUCAGAGUUUUAUCUCAACUACCUUGUCCCUCUCCACACCUCGACAGCUCAAGGCAGGUAUAAUACCUUCCUUCCUCCCUCCUCCUCCUUCUUGAAGCAAACACUCAACAACACCAACACCAACAAGAACCUCGUUCUCACCCAGAGACAUCAUCACCCUCGGAACCAACAGACUUAUCCCUCCCGCCUCUACAUCCUCCCCUGGAUCGAGAACACCAAACCCACCCCCACAUUAUCCAUCCCCAUAUCGACGCAUUUCGUCAGCAUCGCCCAUCAUGCAGUUCCCCAAGCUCGGUGGCAAGGGCGUAGAGCAUAAGGACCGGACGGAAGCCGACGCUCCCACCUCGGAUUCUAGCUCCGAUAUCACGGCUGAGCAGAAGAUUACCUUCGCCGCCGCUUUCCUCGGUCUCGUUGCCAGUAUCGGUGGUUUCAUGUUCGGUUAUGUCAGUGGUCAGAUUUCCGGUUUCUUCCUGAUGGAAGACUUCAUGCAGCGCUUCGGUGAGCCCCAGAAUGGCACCUACGUCUUCAGCGCCGCUCGCCAGGGUACCAUCGUCGGUCUCUUGUGUAUCGGCUGUCUCGUCGGUGCUCUCACUGCCGGCAAGCUCGCUGACACUCUCGGCCGUCGUCUGACCAUCUCGCUCUUUGCCUUCUUCUCCUGCAUUGGUAUUGUCAUCGAGAUCUCCUCCACCACCAAGUGGUACCAGUUCGCCAUUGGCCGCCUCGUUAACGGCGUCGGCAUCGGUGCCCUCUCCGUCGUCGUUCCCAUGUACCAGUCCGAGUCUUGCCCCGCCAUCAUCCGCGGUGUCAUUGUCUCCACCUACCAGCUCUUCAUCACUCUCGGCAUCUGGCUCGCCGAGAUUGUCAACUUCGCGACCCACAACAAGGCCGGCUCUGCCUCCUGGCGCAUCCCCAACGGUCUCGGCUUCGCCUGGGCCCUCAUUCUCGGCGCCGGUAUCCUCCUCCUUCCCGAGUCCCCCCGUUACGCCUUCCGUCAAGGUCGCGAGGACGAGGCUCGCCGCAACAUUGCCAAGCUUGCCGGAGUCGAGCCCAAUGCCGCCUCUGUCAACCUUCAGAUCGAUGAGAUCCGCGCCAAGGUCGCUGAGGAGUCUGCUGGCGCCGACACCAGCAUCUGGGAGAUCUUCACCGGCCCCCGCAUGUUCUACCGUACCAUUCUCGGAAUUGUGCUUCAGGCCGGUCAGCAGCUCACCGGCGCCAACUUCUUCUUCUACUUCGGAACCACCGUCUUCUCCGCCACCGGUCUCAGCGACAGCUACGUCACUCAGCUCAUUCUCGGAUCCGUCAACGUCGCUUGCACCUUUGGUGGUCUGGUUGUCGUCAAGAAGUCUGGCCGCCGUAUUGCUCUCAUCGUCGGUGCUCUGUGGAUGAUGAUGUGCUUCUUCGUCUAUGCCUUUGUCGGUCACUUCGCUCUUGACACCGUCACCCCCUCCAACACCCCCCAGGCCGGCGCCGUUCUCGUUGCCUUCUCUUGCCUGUUCAUCGCCGGUUUCGCCACGACCUGGGGUCCCCUCGUCUGGGCUGUCGUCGCCGAGCUGUACCCUGCUCGCUACCGUGCUCCCGCCAUGGCUCUUGCCACCGCCUCCAACUGGCUCUGGAACUUCCUCAUGUCCUUCUUCACCCGCUACAUCACCGAUGCCAUUGACUAUCUCUACGGUCUCGUCUUCGCUGGCUGCUGUGCUGCCCUGGCUGUCAUUGUCUUCCUCUUCGUCAUCGAGUCCAAGGACCGCACCCUCGAGGAGAUUGACACCAUGUACGUCCAGCACGUCAACCCCAUCACCUCUGCGAAGUGGCGUGGCGAGGUGCACAAGCACCACCACGAGUCCGCCAGCGAGGAGGAGAAGGUCAAUGCCACUGCCUAA
Colletotrichum scovillei is the source of this 3013-nucleotide messenger RNA. RefSeq lists its product as uncharacterized. The transcript has 3 exons. The coding region runs from base 1412 to 3013 and encodes 533 amino acids. Gene Ontology annotation, molecular function: carbohydrate:proton symporter activity. Gene Ontology annotation, cellular component: plasma membrane. NCBI's taxonomy places the organism in Eukaryota, Fungi, Ascomycota, Sordariomycetes, Glomerellales, Glomerellaceae. Gene Ontology annotation, biological process: carbohydrate transport; transmembrane transport. The record is from RefSeq and is a predicted model, not a curated record.